AUGGCUGCUCCCUUGACUUUGCCAGCCAUCCAGGACCAUUAUGGCCAGCAGCCACCGUACCAGAGAGGUUAUCCGCCACAGGACCCGCGUGGCGACCCGCGUGGCGACCCGCGUGGCGACCCCAGAGGCGACCCCAGAGGCGAUCCUCGUGGUGACCCUCGCGCAGACUCUCGAGCCGGCAACUACGAUGCCUCGCCUAGCUCCGUGAACGGCUAUCCUCCGCCACGUCCACCUCCAGGACCAGGAGCCCACCCCACCCAACUCCCACCGCUUCAGCCUCCCGGUCCUCGGUCUCCCACCUACCCUCCCUCGGAACCGAGAGAGGAUUAUUACCGCGACCGCCAGCCCCCGCCGCCUCACUAUCCCGAUCCGUACCACCAAGACUACCACCGCGGAGGGCCUCCCCCGCCUCCUGGAGCACGGUAUCCCGAGUACGGCCCCCCACAGCCCGGCCAGGGCAUGCCUAGGUAUGAAUACGGUCAUCCUGCAGCGGGCGGGCCUCGAUGGGACUAUCCCCCAGGUGCCGUGGCACUACCCCAGGCUGCACCAAGACAGCGGACGUCCAUUGCCUGCAGAUACUGCCGGAAGAGAAAGAUUCGUUGCAGUGGCUAUCAGAGCGCGCCAGGAGGCAAAUGCGUGAACUGCAGCAGGAUGAACCAGGAGUGCAUCUUCCAACCUGUGUCCUCUAGCAGCUCAACAGCGUUCAUUCCCGUUUCCGCCGUGCCAGGGCGGAGUUCCACCCGGCACACGCUCUAUGGGGCGUAUGGGCCAACCCCUUCCGCCGAGCUCGAUGCCGCCUCACCACCAUCCCCAGCAGCCAAACAUGCUUGGGCGGCUCAACCGCGCCCCCGGGUCUGGUCGAGGCCGCUGAUGGACGACAGGAAGGCAGCUGUGCCGAAGACCAGUCCUUGCUUGGACUGGACCAAAGCCCGGCGCAUGUAG
Verticillium alfalfae VaMs.102 is the source of this 942-nucleotide messenger RNA. RefSeq lists its product as hypothetical. The record is from RefSeq and is a predicted model, not a curated record. Gene Ontology annotation, biological process: regulation of DNA-templated transcription. Bases 1 to 942 code for a protein of 313 amino acids. Lineage: Eukaryota; Fungi; Ascomycota; Sordariomycetes; Glomerellales; Plectosphaerellaceae. The transcript is spliced from 4 exons. Gene Ontology annotation, molecular function: zinc ion binding; DNA-binding transcription factor activity, RNA polymerase II-specific.